GCCGCCGAUACCCAUGCUCGCCUCUCCCCAUUGCUCUUUCGUCUUUCCUUGUCUGUCUUUUCCUGUGUAACCAUGUGCGGGGAAUGGGCGUCGAGACGAGCCAAGGCCCCAGAUGGGGACGGAUCGGUAAUUACUUGGAUUCAAGCCAUACCUAUCAGCGUAACCGAGCUCCUCGAGCCGCAAGCGACGCCCCCACCCGUCCAUAUGGACAGGUUGAAAAGCAGAUGGGUCGUCCUCAGGGAGAGCCCAUAGCCUGCACCGUCCCUCGCCAUGUUCAAGUCGGCUCUUCUGUGCGCCCUCUGCGCCCUCUGCGCCCUCCUAUACGCCACUCCCGCCCUCUCCCAGUUCACCAACCUCCCGGACGUCGAACCGGGCGUCUUCAACGUGAGCACGCGCAUCGAAAUCUACAACACGACGCUAGAUGCCGCCUGGGACGCCCUCACAGACUUUGCCAACUACCCCGUCUGGAACCCCUUUGUUCGCUAUGCCGUCGUCACCUCUCCCCUGAACAUGACGCUGCCCGAACAGCGCCCCGCCGAGGGCAAGAAGGCCUAUUUCCGCGUCCAGAUCCCCUCGCUGCCCCUGCCUGUCAACGAGGACACGCCCGACAAUCUGCUGCACACGCAGUCCUCGUACGAACUCAUCACUGCUGUGCAGCGCGACCUGGGCAGGCUGGCCUGGAAGUACUAUCCGCCUUCGCCCGCCCUCAACGCCGAGCGCUGGCAGUCCAUCACCGACUUGGGCAACGGAACCGUGCUGUACGAGAGCAGGGAGGUCUUUGGCGGCACCCUGGCCCAUGUGGUCAAGGCCACGCUGGAGGAUGGCUUGGAAGAAUCGUUCAAAGGCCAGGGAGAGGGACUGAAGCUCUAUCUCGAAAGCCAGUAAGCUUUGGCUGCACGACGUCACGUGCCUUGAUAUUGGAAACAUCAAACCUGCUCAGCACAUGUAUAUUGAAUUCCGACUGUAAUUAUAUAAUGAUCCAAUUGUGUUGACAGCAUCCACGCACUGUCCA
Messenger RNA from Exserohilum turcica Et28A, 1012 nucleotides. RefSeq lists its product as uncharacterized. The record is from RefSeq and is a predicted model, not a curated record. Lineage: Eukaryota; Fungi; Ascomycota; Dothideomycetes; Pleosporales; Pleosporaceae. The coding region runs from base 271 to 885 and encodes 204 amino acids. The transcript has a single exon.